AUGUGGUCAGAUACACGAUAUAGUACCACCACCAGCUCCCUCUUCCAUCAAUUCACUUCCUUCAAUGACAAAAGCUCCACAUCCCCGUUGAGCCAGGAAGAUCAAACAAAAGUGGAUGACUGGUUGUCAGAGGUCAUGAAUCGGGUAGAAGAACAAGAUAGAGAGUAUACAGCGGAAGAAAGUGAACUGAUCUCGUUGAUCGCCAUUUCUAGAAAUACCGAUACACAUUUGGUUCGACAAGUUCCGCCCGUACCGAGACGGAAUGUCGUGAAUUUUUCUUCUUCGUCAGGACUCAGUAGCGCCGAUAAGAUACUGAGCAUUGGUUCGUCAAGAGAGAGUAGUGUGAAUACGGUUUUGCGAGUUGGGUCGGAUAAGAGUGGAUAUACGGGUAGAGAUAGUGUGACCAGCGUUCAGACGGCGAUAAGACUGUCAAAUUCUUCUCAGCUGACAGAUCUUUCGGAAGGUGUGAGAUGGUCGGAUGAGAGAAUGUCACUUGAGAGGAUGUCAGAUGGGAGAUUAUCAGAAGAGAGAGGGUCAAGUGAAGCGGAAGUAGAAGGUGGCAAGGUAGACAGGGAAAUUGAUGAUCCACCGGAAGAAAACACGAGUGGACAUGAGAAGGAGAAUAGAGAACGUGGUGAAUGGCAAGAUGAAGAUGAGUUGUCCAGUCAAAGUAUCGAACACCUGACUCGGAUGGGACACGAUGGAACGAAGGAUCUCUGGGGAAUGAACAAUUCCUUGAGCGGAGAGAGCAGGGUGAUCUCUGUUGUCGGAUGA
Tremella mesenterica DSM 1558 is the source of this 774-nucleotide messenger RNA. RefSeq lists its product as uncharacterized. The coding region runs from base 1 to 774 and encodes 257 amino acids. The transcript has a single exon. The record is from RefSeq and is a predicted model, not a curated record. Lineage: Eukaryota; Fungi; Basidiomycota; Tremellomycetes; Tremellales; Tremellaceae.